This is a messenger RNA of Candidozyma auris, 1797 nucleotides long. RefSeq lists its product as uncharacterized. Bases 1 to 1797 code for a protein of 598 amino acids. Gene Ontology annotation, biological process: protein deneddylation. The record is from RefSeq and is a predicted model, not a curated record. Lineage: Eukaryota; Fungi; Ascomycota; Pichiomycetes; Serinales; Metschnikowiaceae. The transcript has a single exon. Gene Ontology annotation, cellular component: COP9 signalosome.
AUGUCUGACGAAGACGAUUUUUUAUCGGAAGAGAGUUAUGAAUUUGAGUUUGAGGACGACGAUGACGACGACGUCAUCCACAGUGAGCCUCCAGAUCAGGACUCUGCUGAGAACAAAUACUACUACGCGAAAUCCCUCAAGGAAGACUCCUUGGACACUGCCAGCGACCAAUUAAAGGCAUUGGUGGAGAACGCAGACCCGGAAAACGAUGUGGAGUGGAUUUUCAAAGCACACAAGCAAACAGCAAAGUUGGCGUUUCAACAAGGCAAGUACGAAGACGUACUCGAGCAAAUAGGAUACUUGAUUCGGAUCCUACCGAAGCUCAAUGGCAAUUAUGCCGAGGAGUCGAUCUCGAAGAUUCUUCACAGAUACUCCUCCUGCAACGAUCAGCAGUUUGUGCUCAGGAUGUACGAUGUCAUUGUCUCGCACUUGCAAGAUUCAAUGGCCCUGGGUGUGUCUGGCCAGAGAUUAUGGAUUAGAAUCAACAUGAAUCGCUUGAGGAACUUUUUAGAAAAUGGGCCUCUAGAUGAGUGCUCUCAGCUUAUAGACGCCAUUAACUCGAAACUAGAGUCCAUGUCUGAACUGACCCAGAACUCGUAUGUCUUGGAUAUCAUUGCUGCGGAGAUCGAAUACACCUUCAAGACGGACAUGAACUUGCUGCGACUAAGCUACUUGCACAGGAAGGCUUCAAAAGUUUCUUCUGCCAUAACUCACCCUCGUGUUAUGGGCGUUAUUCGAGAAUGUAGCGCCACGAUCCACUUUUACCGUAAGAACUUCGAGACCGCUCGAGUAGAAUUCUACGAGUGUUUCAAAAAUUACGAUGAGGCUGGAUCGAGCUCGAAGAAGAAAGUUUUGAAAUAUCUCAGCCUUUGUCUGUUGCUCACAGAGAACGAAGUGAAUCCGUUCGAAUCACAGGAAACACAGUCGUACGCUUCUCUUCCAGAGUACAAAAAUCUCAUCAAAUUGGUGAGCUACUGUGAGAAUCUCGAUCUAAAGGGCUUUCUUUCUACGUUGGAUACUAUGAGAGCAACAGAAGACCCGCUCUUUAAUGAUAGCAUCUUCAAAAGUGCUUCAGAACACAUAUUGCAUAAUAUCAAAGUAAGGCUCUUACUUAAUCUUCUCAAAGCAUAUAAAACCAUUCGUUUUGAUCUGGUGAUAAGAAAACUUCAGCUUCCAGACGAGGCACACCUAGAGGACCUACUCAUCAAAAUGGCUAACUCAGGUUCUUGCUCCACCAUUAAGGUGGACUUCAGCAAUAAAUUCAUCGAAUCAGAGGAGAGACCCAUUGAUUUGAUUCCAAGUACCUUGGAAGUGUCUGAUGUACAGAAUAAUUUGCAUAUUCUUUCGUCAAUUGGGUUUGAGGGCUUUUGGCCCAGCGAUUCUACAGAUGCCACCAAUGCUAUGGAUGUUGACCACUUCCCUCAUCAGGAAGAGUUUGUAACUGCUGUGAGCGUCAAGCGUGAGCUGUCUGUGAUAAGCUCUGUCAUAUUUCCCAAAAAGUUUGAUCCUAGAUUUCCGACGAAAACCUGGUUCCCUGAAGUUGUGGAAGAAUGGUUCGGCUACAUAAAAAAUUCAUUCCCUACACCAGUCCAAACCAGCAUCACACAGAAGGAAAAAGUUCAAUCAGAGCAACAGGAGGACGCCGCAAACAUUACACAAUCGAGAGAGCCUGAACGGGUCAGACAGAAUACUCCUGGGGUAUCAGGCGGCUACACGAAUGAGGAAGAGAAUUCUGUGGACAAGUUGAAUACGUUGCAAAGGUGGGCCAAAAGAAUUGAGCGGGGGUUGAAGCAGUGA